Athene cunicularia (burrowing owl) is the source of this 1603-nucleotide messenger RNA. It is a transcript of the gene RAD51C, whose product is annotated as RAD51 paralog C. Lineage: Eukaryota; Metazoa; Chordata; Aves; Strigiformes; Strigidae. Gene Ontology annotation, cellular component: Rad51C-XRCC3 complex; Rad51B-Rad51C-Rad51D-XRCC2 complex; replication fork. Gene Ontology annotation, biological process: meiotic DNA recombinase assembly; DNA repair; reciprocal meiotic recombination. The transcript is spliced from 10 exons. Gene Ontology annotation, molecular function: ATP-dependent DNA damage sensor activity; four-way junction DNA binding; crossover junction DNA endonuclease activity. The coding region runs from base 1 to 1056 and encodes 351 amino acids. The record is from RefSeq and is a predicted model, not a curated record.
AUGGGGGCAGAGGGGGGCUUCGCUUAUUUAGGCACCUGGUGUGCUCCCCAGGGAAGGGUCAGUGAGGCCUCAGAAAUUGGGAUCUCCAAAGAAGAGGCACUGGAAGCAUUACAGGUUGUGAGGCAGGAAUGUCAUGGGGAUGCAACAAGGACUGCUGGGGGAUCAGGCGCCACCAGAAAGUGCACAGCCCUGGAACUUCUGGAAGAAGAGCAAGCCCAGGGCUUCAUCAUCACCUUUUGUUCAGCACUGGACAAUAUUCUGGGAGGUGGUGUGCAACUAACAAAAAUCACGGAGAUCUGUGGAGCGCCUGGUGUUGGGAAAACACAGCUAUGUAUGCAGUUGGCAGUAGACGUGCAGAUCCCAGAAUGCUUUGGGGGCGUAGCGGGAGAAGCCGUGUUCAUUGAUACUGAAGGAAGUUUUAUGGUAGACAGAGUAGUGGAGAUUGCCACUGCCUGUGUGCGGCAUUGCCAGCUUAUUGCUGAAGCUCAUCAAGAAGAAGAUAAUCUGAAAGCUUUGGAGACUUUCUCUCUUGAAAGUAUCCUUUCUCACAUAUAUUACUUCCGUUGCCGUGACUACGUAGAGCUUCUUGCACAGGUCUACCUCCUCCCAGACUUUCUUUCAGAGCAUUCAAAGGUCCGGCUGGUGGUGGUUGAUGGAAUUGCAUUUCCUUUUCGCCAUGAUUUCGAGGACCUCUCGCUCCGAACAAGGCUUUUGAACGGUCUGGCACAACAGCUGAUCAUCAUAGCAAACGAUCAUAAAUCAGCGGUAGUUCUGACAAACCAAAUGACAACAAGGAUUGGACAAAGCCAGUCCACAUUGGUACCUGCUUUAGGAGAAAGCUGGGGACAUGCUGCUACUGUCCGUUUAAUCUUUCACUGGGACAACAGUCAGAGGUUGGCAACAUUGUACAAAUCACCGAGUCAGAAGGAGUCAACCAUACCAUAUCACAUUACAUCUCAUGGCUUCCGAGAUGUGCAGCCUCCAGCUGUCACUCAAAAUGCAGAAGAUACUGAAAUGAACCCUCGCAAGCGGCCACGGAGAGAGGAGGAAAAGUAAUAGCGAUUCAGGAGUUGAAUGUUAAAAAAAUGUGUGCUACAUGAGAACAGUUGCAUACAGAACAUGCAACCAAAGGUAGCCUGAGAGACUCUGCCUUAAAUUCCUGCUCUGGACAUUAUUUUAACAUCAGGACUGCAAUAUGCAAAUUUAUGUAGCAGGAGAAUCCUUUGUGUGUGGCUUAAUUUUAUAAUAAAAAUCUGUAUUUUCUGUAACAAGAGGCUGAAUUCAGGUUUUUUGGGGGGAGACGGGGAGAAUACAACUACUUCUUUGGGUAAAACAACAAUGAAAUGUGAGCAUCUAACACAGUACAGUUAAUGACACAGGUCUCGACCACUCAUCAGCUUUUGCAUGUAUCUGAAUUUUAACAAGGUUUCAUGCAGCAGUCUGCUCACAUGCCUCAGACCAGGGCAGAAGGCAGUGGAGCUGCUGAUGGAUGCUUUAAGAUAAAUACAAGCCCAAAUGCUAUGCCAGAUGGGGGCAUUAGCCCUUACCUGCUGCAAAGUCCUUGAUCAAGGACAAUCAAAGCACUGUUUUGAACUUCUCAUUU